UCUUCACAAAACCCCUGAGCAACAGCACAGGUCAGUGGAGUGGUCACGUAAAAGUGCACUUUAACUCCAGUACCAGUUGCUUUCCGGUAAAUUUUAAAAAACAUAUACCCGAUAAAUUAUUCUUUCGUUUUGUGUACAUGAUUUAGAGUAGCUGAUCUGUUUAACUUUGGUCGCUUUUGACUGAAAAUUUGUACAUUUUGAAAAUUAAAAAAUCGUUUGUGUUCAAGUUUGCCUGUAGUAACAAUAAUUCAAGCGCGUGAUCCACAAAUCAAGGCCGCAUGAGGCUGGCCUAUCAGAACAUGAUCAUGGUUUUAUAUUAAUUUGAUUUCACAAAGGGACAUUUUCAUUUGAACUAAUCAUUUGUUUUGUUGAUCAGGUGGCACUGAAAUUUGUCAAAAAAACUGAAAACAUGAAAUAUAUCAACAUUCCUGAUCACGCCGAACCCGUUCCCCUGGAAAUCGGCCUGACCGUCCUUGCCAAUAAUGGUCCCAGCUCACCCCACAUCGUUGAGCUGCUGGACUGGCAGGAGUUUCCAGACCAUUAUGUUAUGGUCUUGCAGUGCCCCUCGCCCUGUGAGAACCUGUUUGAUUAUUUGGAGCGCUGUGGAGGCAUCUUAGAUGAAAACUUUGCACGGCACGUGAUGCAGCAGGUCGUCGAGGCUGCUGACAAAUGCUGCAGCCGUGGAGUUCUUCAUAGAGACAUCAAACUGGAGAACUUGUUAGUUAACACAGACAACCUGGACGUGACUCUGAUUGAUUUCGGCUGCGGGGACCUGCUGCAUGAAAUGCCGUACAGCACCUUUAGUGGUACAGAGGAAUACUGCCCCCCUGAAUAUUCAGAGACGUGCAAGUACCACGGACGGCCAGCAACAGUGUUUUCACUGGGGGUAGUUUUGUACACUUUGGUCUGCGGCUAUUAUCCAGACCACACCGAUCUGGACAAGAUCAAGAACUGGCUGUGGUAUCUGCCCAGCUUGUCAAAAGAAUGCAGCCAUUUGAUCAACGCCUGCCUGCAUCCCGACCCCGAGGAGAGAAUGCCUCUUGACAGACUCCUUCUCCAUGACUGGUUUAACGUCAUCCCAAAAGUCGUGAAGAGAAGAGCACCCUGCUACAGCCACACAGGAAGUGCCCUGUAGUCAGCGUAGUGUCUGGUGGGCUGACACGAGUGGCCCAUCCAUCCGUCCGUCCAGGUCUUUGCAUCUUGCGAGACCGGCAAGCUCUGGUAGCGUCACCUGUAGUGACCACUACUUGUGUUGGACCACUCCAACCUCGUAUAAUUCAAUUGUUUUGUAGGCCCCUAUUGUAAUAUGUAAGAAAUAU
Puntigrus tetrazona (Sumatra barb) is the source of this 1319-nucleotide messenger RNA. RefSeq names its product serine/threonine-protein kinase pim-2-like. The record is from RefSeq and is a predicted model, not a curated record. Bases 410 to 1135 code for a protein of 241 amino acids. Lineage: Eukaryota; Metazoa; Chordata; Actinopteri; Cypriniformes; Cyprinidae. Gene Ontology annotation, biological process: negative regulation of apoptotic process; protein autophosphorylation; regulation of mitotic cell cycle. The transcript has 5 exons. Gene Ontology annotation, molecular function: ATP binding; protein serine/threonine kinase activity. Gene Ontology annotation, cellular component: cytoplasm.